AUGUCAGUGGUGGGAACAGAGCCAGUUCCUCCGCCCAACAGAAAAUGGUUUACUAUAGACGUGCUUCAGGUAAUAGCGGCAGAGAACAUUGCAUCGGAAAGUUGGGAAUUCGACGAAUGCGCCAGCGCUGGCGCACACGUGACGGAGCAUGGAUUAGAACUCAGGUGCGAUGACCCCACAGCUGCUAACCAAGAUACAGACGACAGCCGCCUCAAUACACAAGAGGCCAUGCAAAAAGCCAUGCAGACAGGACUGGAGGGACUGGCGAAGCAAGCCGAAAGUAUUGAACAAGGAAAACCACCCUCGAUGCUGGCACACCCGAAAAUACAGCAAUCUCAUCUCAGUUCAACAAAAAGCACCAAUACUAACAAAAAGAAGAUAUUUGUGCAAAUAAUCAAAGACAACCCGAACCCCAUAUCGAAACCUAAACAAGCUCGAAACUACCCUAUCAAGACAAAAUGUGCGGAUAAUCAUACGGUACGUUUUGUCUUCUGUUUCUUGCAUGGAGCUCCAGAGGAGAUGAAGAAAAGAUUAUCACCGCUGGAAAUUAGUCGUAACAUUAAGGGUAUCUUUAACGAGCGCAUGGAUCCAGACAAAUGCAGGGUGCUCGAAACGAAGUGGACUACCGUGGUUGUCCAAAUUCCAAAACACAACGCUGCCACUCCCGCACAGCGUGCGUCCAACCACUGGGUUUAUCUUAUUACUUGUAUCUCUUCAAGUGUGAGUUGA
This is a messenger RNA of Rhizoctonia solani, 729 nucleotides long. RefSeq lists its product as uncharacterized. The transcript has 2 exons. Bases 1 to 729 code for a protein of 242 amino acids. Lineage: Eukaryota; Fungi; Basidiomycota; Agaricomycetes; Cantharellales; Ceratobasidiaceae. The record is from RefSeq and is a predicted model, not a curated record.